Messenger RNA from Botrytis porri, 1359 nucleotides. RefSeq lists its product as uncharacterized. NCBI's taxonomy places the organism in Eukaryota, Fungi, Ascomycota, Leotiomycetes, Helotiales, Sclerotiniaceae. Bases 364 to 1041 code for a protein of 225 amino acids. The record is from RefSeq and is a predicted model, not a curated record. The transcript has 3 exons.
AACAAUAUUGGUCUUAGCCCCGGAUGUUUCUAAUCACAGCUCGUAUAUAAAUAACUGAGGCUAUCAAAUUGGUUUCAUGAAAGACUUUACAGUUCAUCACGGCAACUUUCUGCCUGACUGCCAUAAGCUCUACUAAUGUACCAUCUGCCAUCACGCUACUGGCUCUGAUAUCUCAUUUCACACUUAGCCCCUCCAUCUCUACUCACUCGCCCUCCACUUUUGACCACCUCUCACAUUUCUUCAGCUACUCUUCUGUAUGACCUUCGGCCUUUAACGCGCCGUGCUGUUCAUUUGCACGUCUUGAAGUGUCCAGCUCUGAUUCAAGGAACUGAUUACUCGAAUAGCCUGUACCGUUUUGAAGUUAUGCCCCUUCGAUCGGCAUCGGAGGACGCCGAUGAGUUGUCAGUUGACCAGUCCGCCAUAUCCCUUCUGCAAAGGUCUUCGGAGAAUGAAGUACAAUUUUCUGCAAACAAACGUCCAUACAUAAAACGUGCCCUCGACACUAUUACCCUGCUUUGUCUCUUCUCUAUCUCAUUUGUCGUUAUCUACAGCACAUUUCAGCACCAGAGUAAACAACCAGAACUCAAAGCUCGAACAUUCACCUGCGGCAAUACAACUGCUGAUGCACAGCAAAACAACUGUAUUUAUGAUCCUCUGGCUGUCAGUUGGGUUCCUCGGCAAUGCCUUGACUCUGAAUCUCUUCAAGAGUAUUACGAUCACGGCCCAUGGGAUUAUUUCCAAAAUAAGAACAAGUCUGGAAAAAUAGACCCAUUAGACCUUGGCUUUGAAAUGUACUAUACAACCAUCCGAGAGCACGUUGUACAUUGUGCUAUAGUCUGGCAACGUUUGCAUAGGUUCACCACUGGUUCUCACACAAAUUCUGUGAUGACAUCCUCGUUAAGCGAGUCAAAUUUGGAGCAUACAGAACACUGUUCUCGUAUGUUGAUUAAAUGGGUUGACAACUUUAACGCCACUAAGCUUCAAGAGCUAGAAACUCGAAAUAACCCUGGCUUUCAAACGUGUUCAAUACUGGAGAGAUGAUCAUCCAAAAGUACUGUAACUCUGACUCUGUAUAGAUUACGAGUUGAUUAGUAGGAUUGAGAUUGAGUAAGAGUAGAUAUGUUACAACGCAAGAUUAAGAUUCGUGGUUGCAGUAUCGGAUUGUAGUCAUAUUUUAGAAAAUUAUGGGAAUUCUAAAAACAUAAGAUUAUCUGAAAAGUUGAAUGAAUAAAGAAUAUACAGGAAGGUUAAGCGAAUACUUUAAUAGAAAAUCAAUUUCUAGCUAUAUAUUAUUCUUUCUUUAUUGUUAAAAUUAUUACUUUUAUUUUCUAAUAAUUUAAAAAAGAUAGUAUUUAAUAA